Molecule: messenger RNA, 3242 nt
Organism: Nyctereutes procyonoides (raccoon dog)
Lineage: Eukaryota; Metazoa; Chordata; Mammalia; Carnivora; Canidae
Gene: POLR2M
Product: RNA polymerase II subunit M
Exons: 4
Coding region: 144-1259 (371 amino acids)
Biological process (GO): intracellular signal transduction; transcription elongation by RNA polymerase II; maintenance of ER location
Cellular component (GO): nuclear envelope; RNA polymerase II, holoenzyme; nucleus
Molecular function (GO): transcription elongation factor activity
Source: RefSeq, a predicted model, not a curated record
CUCGAAGAGGCCCCGCUCUUCCGGGAAAAUGGCGGCUCCCGCUCGUACCUCGGAGUCCACGCCGGCGGCGGAUCCGGCGCCAGCAGCGGGGGCUGCCGAGGGAGCCGAGUGCCCGCCGCCCCGCCAGCCGCAGCCCCCGCAGAAUGUCCUCGCUGGCCCGCGGCUUCGAGCCCCAAGUUCCCGAGGACUUGGGGCGGCGGAGUUUGGCGGAGCUGCGGGAGAUGUUGAAGCGCCAGGAGAGACUUUUGCGCAACGAAAAAUUCAUUUGCAAAUUGCCCGACAAAGGUAAAAAGAUCUUAGACUCUGUUGCCAAACUGAAAGCUGCCAUUGCAGAAUGUGAAGAAGUUAGAAGAAAAAGUGAACUGUUUCAUCCUGUUAGUUUAGACUGUGAGCUAAAGCAAAAAGCAAUUGCAGUUGUUGAUGUGGACACAGAUAAGGCCCAGAAUUCUGACCAGGUACUUGAUACUUCAUCACUAGUUUGUGGCUCUUCCUCUGUAAGUAACAUCAAGUCAUCUCAAACAACCUCACAGCAACAGGGACUUGUACAUCCUUUUGGUGAAAGUUAUGAAGAAGCUCCAGAGGUGGAGUACACAGUGAAUAGGUGCCCAGCCUCCAGCAGCAGAGCCUGUGCACCUUCCUCUUCCGAAGCUAAUGUGCAUCUCCCUCAACAUCGGGUUUCACGUCCAGCAGAAGAUAAUUCUAGCAGCUCUUACAACCUGUUUAUUGAUAAGUUACAAAGGAUCACAAUUGUGGACCCGGGUGAAGGGCACUCAGAAGAGAGCAGGAGUGCUGAAAACUUGGCAAGGCUCCGUAGUGGGGCACAGAAGAAGCCUCAUUACAUGGAAGUGCUAGAAAUUCGAGCCAAAAACCCAGUGCCCCCAGCACAUAAAUUUAAAACUAAUGUAUUACCUUCGCAACAUAAUGAUGAAUCUGCAUCUAGCCAUUGGCAGAGAAGAGGGUCUCCCCUUUCCUCAGAAGAGAGGCGGCUCAGGGAUAAGCAGCAUCUCGAUGACAUCACAGCAGCUCGCCUUCUACCACUUCACCAUAUGCCCACCCAGCUGCUCUCCAUAGAAGAAUCUUUGGCACUUCAGAAACAGCAGAAACAGAGUUAUGAGGAGAUGCAAGCCAAACUCGCGGCACAAAAAUUAGCUGAAAGACUGAAUAUUAAGAUGCAGAGCUAUAAUCCAGAAGGGGAGACUUCGAGGAAGUAUCGAGAAGUAAGGGAUGAAGAUGAUCAGUCCUCUGAUGAUGAAUUCUGAAGAUGGGCAGUGGAAUCAUCACCUUAAUGUCUGCCUGUUGAGAUAUCAUGAUCUUACGUCAGACUUUUUACCAAGUAUCAAGAUCAGAGUCACAUUGUUGAGGGGAGUUUUACAAAGUUACACAAAGGUAGCUAUAAAAAUAGCCCAGUGUGUCUUUCAGAAGAUGACUUUCAUGUGCUUAGAAAGUUUAAAAUUUGAAUAUUAUGUUUAAUCAUAUUGUAUUAAAGUUUUGCAGUAUGUUGUGUGUUGGUCUGAUAUUUUAGUACUUAGUAGGCACAGUAUUUUUUUCCUCUAAGUCAAAUGAGGCAGGUAACUCCUCUUCCUUAUUCUUAUCUCAGUGGAAUAGCAUUUAUUACAUGUCUUUCAGUGAAAUAUUUGGUUGCCCCAGGCAUCACCUAAGAUGAAUUAGGAAGAUAAAGUUCCCUCCUCUUUUGAGUAAUGAAGGGAGCAGUCUAGAGAAUUUUGUGCAUGUUUGCAUGGGGUUAUUGAGGUAUUGGACACAUGCGAAGUACCUAGGAAGACACUCCUAGAAAAUUCUUAAAUAUUUGUCUCCUUCCGUCUUCCCUUAGGAAGAAUGCUAUCUUUCUUCUGAUUAGGAAUAAGGAGUACUUUUAGUUGAUGCUGGAGCUUGGAUGAUCUUUAGAUGAUCAGAUUUGCCUGGAGUAACACGAGUUGGAGGGAAAGUCUAGGGUGACUGUUGUAGGUGCAGGGAGUAGCUAUUCUUAGGCUUGACCUGACUUGAGGUCAUUACUCUCAGAGCUGACAGGUUCAUUUUGGUAAGGAAACCAUUUUUUUUUUUAAAGCUACAAUUGGAUUGUCAAUAUAUUGCCCCCUCCCCCGCCCAAAGAGGCAUAUAUAGGCUACAGAAAUCUCAAUCUCUUAUGUUAUUUGUGUUUAUGUAAUUUUAAAGGAUUAUGUAGUCAUUAUCAGACUUCUUUAAUAUGUUGGAGACUUCAAACAGUGUUGAAUAAUAAAAUAUUAAUUAGAGCAACUUUACAAUGUUAAUGGUGGUAUUUUACUGGUGCUUAAUUAAAUUUAUCUUACUUUAAAAGAGACUUUCAUAUAUCAAAUUUUCCUGCAAACACAUUUAGGAGUGAGAAGAAGGGCUCAGUUCUCUAGCAUGAACUUCCAAGAGCAGCUACAGCUUUCUAUGCCCCUGCCACCCCAGCCCCCCCACCCCCCCAUGUAAAGAUAUACUGAGCUAACAAAUUAAUUAUUUGUACUUUUAAAAACUGAUAGUAAAUGUAUUUCACAACAUAAAAUUAUUCCUUAGAGGAUAAAAGGAUACAUUCUGGAAAGCCAAGUAAUAUGGAAGGGCUCAAAUGCAUGUACACAUGGUCCCUUGUAGUCGGAUCACCCAGAGAACACCUGUAUUAAGGUUUGGGUAUAUGUACUUCACAUAUUUUUUGUUUCUAUUUUCAAUAAUGCAAUCAUACUAUAUAUUGUUUCAUAGCCUGCUCUAUGUGUCCUAAACAUUUUCCCAUAAUAGAUAAUUUGCAUUUUAGAUAGCUACAGAAUAUUCUAUUUAAUGGGUGUGCCAGAACUUUUAAAAUCAACUUAUUGUUUAAUAAUUUGUUAGUUACAGUGUAAACUGUAAACAACAAUGAGAUUAACAUCUUAAAGUCACGUUUGUCCAAAAAAUUAUUUCUGGAAGAUAGCCUUCUAGAAGUGAAAUCGCUAGUUGGAAGUAUAGGUAAGUUUUUGAGAUUCUCGAUAGACCUCACCCACCACAAAGAUGGAGUCCCUUUAUAUUCCUCCUAGCAAUAUUGAACUCCUGAACUGAAAAUUGCUAUUCAAAGUGUUUGCAAAUCAGUUACAAGAAAGGAUUAUUUUUUAAAUUUAUAUUUCUUUGAUUGCUUAAUGAUGUUUUUUCCUGUUUAUUGAUCACUUAAUGUUCAUUCUUUUGAGCGUUGCUUAUUCAUAUUUUAACUAUUUUCUUGGAGAGUGCUGUUUUUAUUGGUCUAUAAAUUCUUGAUGAAUUAA